CAAGCGUUUCCGGUUUGGCGCUCUGUUUAUCAACGAUUAGCUUCUACUACAGCAGUGGAAACGUCCAGUGGUUAUGAGGAAGUCUUCCUUGAAAAGAUAUUCAUGGAAAUCUUCAGGAACCAAGAGUUGAACGCACUGAGGAUCGAUGUUCCACAGCUGCAUGUUUGGGGGGAGCAGGAGGUUGAGGAGGAGAUGAGCUCCAGUCUGGAUCAGGAGGAGCCAGAGCCUCCACAGAUCAAGGAGGAAGAGGAGGACCACUGCAGCAGCCAGGAGGAAGAGCAGCUUUUAGUGAAGCAAGAGAUCAAAUCUGAGUGUGAGGAAAUAUUUGUAAUCCAGUUUGAAGACCCCUCUGAGAAAAAUACCUGUAAAGAAGAGACGGAUGAUGAGCAGCAACUUUGCAAGGAAGAGAGGAGCUCCAGUCUGGAGGAGGAGGAACCAGAGCUUCCAUUGAUCAAAGAGGAGGAGGAGGAGGAGGAGGAGGAGAACUGCGUCAAUGAGGAAGGAGAGCAGCUUGAACUAAAGCAGGAGAUUAGUGCCUUUAUCGUCACUGAUGUUAGUCCAGACAUAUCUGGAGAAGCUUUGAAUCAGUGCAGUAAUUUCUCAACUCAGAUGAAGAAACACACAGAGGAGAAGAACUAUUCAUGCGAGAUAUGCGGAAAAGAUUUCACCGUAUCCUCCAGAUUAACUGUCCACAUGAGAACGCACACCGGGGAGAGGCCCUUUCUUUGUAAACUAUGUGGUAAAACCUUCAAGCAUAGCGGUUCUUUAAAAGCUCACACAAGAACCCACACAGGCGAAAAGCCUUUUUCUUGUGAAAUAUGUGGAAAGAGUUUGAUGAAAAAUAGUUCUUUGAAAGAUCACAUGCGAACUCACACAGGCGAGAGGCCCUUUUCCUGUGAAAUCUGUGCAAAGGGUUUUGUCAAAAACAGCUCUUUGAGAGACCACAUGAGAAUUCACACGGGUGAAAAGCCCUUUUCUUGUAAAACAUGUGGAAAGGCUUUUACCCAAAACAGUACUUUACAGCAUCACAUGAGAACUCACACAGGCGAAAAGCCCUUUUCCUGUAAAAUAUGUGGAAAGGCUUUCUUCCAGCCUUACAUAUUGACCAAUCACAUGCGAAAGCACACAGGUGAGAGGCCCUUUUCUUGUGAAAUAUGUGGAAAGAGUUUUAUCAGAAACAGUUCAUUGAAAGAUCACAUGAAAUCUCACACGGGCGAGAGGCCUUUUUCCUGUGAGACGUGUGGAAAAUGUUUCUUCCAGCCGUACAGUUUGACCAAUCACAUGCGCAUUCACACCGGCGAGAGGCCUUUUUCUUGUGACAUUUGUGGAAAAGCUUUCACUCAAAGCGGUUCCUUGCAGCAUCAUGUUAAUUCACACCGCUCAGAGGCCUUUCACCUGCGACACGUGUGGAAAAGCUUUUACGCAGAACAGUACGUUGCAGCAUCACAUGAGAACCCACACAGGCGAGAGGCCUUAUUCUUGCACACUGUGCGGAAAGAGUUUCAGCCGGAAUGAUUCUUUGACUUCUCACGUGAAGACUCAUACGAGCGAGAGGCCUUUUUCCUGUGAACAGUGUGGAAAGCGUUUCAUCAAGAGCGGUUCUCUAAAAGUUCAUAUGAAGUCUCACACAGAUGAGAGG
This is a messenger RNA of Oryzias latipes (Japanese medaka), 1639 nucleotides long. RefSeq lists its product as uncharacterized. Gene Ontology annotation, cellular component: transcription regulator complex; chromatin; PcG protein complex. Gene Ontology annotation, molecular function: DNA-binding transcription factor activity, RNA polymerase II-specific; RNA polymerase II cis-regulatory region sequence-specific DNA binding. Gene Ontology annotation, biological process: regulation of transcription by RNA polymerase II. The record is from RefSeq and is a predicted model, not a curated record. NCBI's taxonomy places the organism in Eukaryota, Metazoa, Chordata, Actinopteri, Beloniformes, Adrianichthyidae.